UCCGUGAGAGGGUCGAUAGAGCUGAAUCACGCUGUUUUGGGAGACUCAAUGCAUGAUUAAUGUAUGGGGUUAUAUGGUACUCUUGUCGAUAUGGCUAAAAAAUCAUAUGAAUAUGCGGUUAACAUACUCCUGGUGGGCGAUUUUAGUUCUGGAAAGGCGGAGCUUGCGAUCAUGUUUUCCACAGGUUUACCCAAUGGGAAUCAUGCUGCUUUAUGACAUCACAAAGUACUCCUCGUUUGAUAAUGUGCCUUUCUGGAUGCGUUUGAUCAAAGAGCAUGCCCCUCCAGAUGUUGAUGUACUGUUGAUGGGGAGUAAGUGCCACAAUGAGGAUGGAAGGGCAGUACCAACUGAAGUAGCAGCAAAGGAGGUUCUUGUCCAGAAGAUUCUCAAGCAAUAAACUUCACGGAUCAAGGAUGGUGUUUUCUCCCUGAGGUUUUUCCGUUCUAGAAGAAAAAAUGUAUGUUCUUCUUUGAAUUGACUCGGAAGUUGACAGUGGUACUCUUUUUACGCGUGUCAUUUUUUUUUUUACUUUUCUUGUCCACUUCUACUCAUCAAUGCGUGUUAUGCAGGAGCCAUCAAAGCAACCGCCUCCAUCAUCAAAUAAUGAAGUCGCAAAAGAACCCCAAAGAGGUAUUGCAGAAUAGUUGAGAACAGAAACGGGUGCAUAUUUUAUUCAAACACAUCAAAUAACAUUCGCUCUGACGAAGAGCUAACGCUCGAAACGUUAGCUUUGAAACUCUCUACGGUUGCUAAUUCACAUUAUCAACUCAGUUGAUGAAACCAAAACUACCUUGUUACACUCCCCCACCGACGUGGUACCACAGUCUCUUUAGAAAGUUACCCCCUUUCUUCAUAUGAUAUAACAAUUGAGUGAAUCUCGGCUCUUAUUUCAUUUCUAAUUCGACCAGAUAUGUGGUGAAGAAUUCCGCGAUCAGAAAUUCUAUAAUUUCAUUAUCGGUACAUGGCAGACUAGUUUACAUCAGUUUGUCACAUUUGAUGAUACAGGUGACGACGACGUUUUUAUCUCGAUAACCACUUUCUGCCAGCUUUGCCUACCUUGCCUUUUUAAGCAGUAAUCAACAAAUGAACUUUUCUUUACGUGUAGAGCCUCAAGAAAUUCUUGCAAGAGGACCCAUAGCCUUGAGAGCGUACCACAAAGCUCUUGGUGAGGGGAAAACUAGCGUUAAAAGGGUGCCUUUCAUGGUAAUUGGACAAGACCGGUCAGGAAAAAACCAGACCCUUUCACCCCUGACUUUUUAAAGAAAUUUUGUUUAAAAAACACCUAUGUUCACAAAAUGGCAAAUGGAGGCCUGUGUUUAAACCUUUGACGUAGGUAACCAUAUAUUUGAAAAGUAGAAUGAUCAAUGAUUCUAUUAAUACUAUUUUAGUAUAGUUAAUUAUUAACUUGAUCUAUUAGUUAUUAAAAAUGGCAGCCAAAAGAGGAAAAAAAGCCAUUUGACUGUUUUAGGUGCAUCAGUUUGUACCUUUUUUUGUCUAAAUGGUCUGUAAUAGACAGGUCUCCUGUAGAGAAUAAAUGCUCUUCAAAAGCCAUGUAAAAUUCUUGUAAAAUACCAUAAAACUAUCCAAAAUUGAGAUAAAAAAUGUGCAUGUAUAUAUAUAAGAUCUAAAAAACUUAAUUACGCUGGCUGACCCUUAGUCCAUACAUGUAUGUACAUUAUACCUUGAGAAAAAAAUGGCAUUUGUCAAACAGAAAAUACAUGUACACUCUGGAAAUAGUUUAUCACUGUCAGUAAUUUCUGCCACUGCCACUGCCACUGCCACUAAGUGUCAGCCUACUGUGAUAAAGGUCAUGGCAUUUAUCACGACACAACCUUACAUUGCCAUGUAGGCAGCUAUAGACAGUCUCCACUCUGGCUCUUUUUUUGUGUGUAUCUGUUGAGCACUCAGAACAUCUCCCUCUUUUCAAUUUUCCACAUUUGACCAUAUUUACAGACUCAUGGCCUGAUGCACGAAGAGAUAUGGAACUGGUGAUAAAGAAGGGCGGCCAUAGAGUUUGUGUGAUGGUAUGUUCCACGAAGGGAAUUGACCAGUGUAGAAGUAAAUGACUUCUGGUCCAUCAUAGGGGCUACAUCCUCCUCCACAGGGCCACUGUUCCAACUCAGAUAACACUGCUGAUACAUAAUAAAUGAAUUGAGUCUGCAAAUAUCUAAAAGAUGGAAAAAUAUGCGCAUCCACCAUUUCUUUGAUUUGCAAUCAAUGGCAUAUGUUUUCUUUAGUUGAUCAUUUUUGUCAAUAGCACCCAUAUUCUCGUUGUAAUCCUGUACAACAGGUGGAGCAGUUAUUGCAACAACUGAUCCACCUUGUUUCUUUCUUGACACAUUAUCCUGCCCCGUAGAAGAAUGCACAUUUGACAGAAAGGAAACAUCUUUUGUGUCCUUCCAAACAGUUACUGUUAUCCCUUCAGCAGUUGCGGAGUGAUAGUCUCCCUGUUUCAUUGUCUUGAGCAAAGGUUUAUCUGUAAGGCAUUUUGGAUAUCCCAAUCUAUUUGAACGUAGAGUUCCCACAGUGUAAGUUCUGAAGCCUUUCAGUGUUUUGCAAAGGGCAAUGCUGGUAAAAAAGUUGUCCAUGUAGAUCACAUGACCACGAUUAUCCAGGGUGGGAUGGCAAAGA
This is a messenger RNA of Stylophora pistillata, 2631 nucleotides long. Its product is annotated as ras-related protein Rab-8A-like. The record is from RefSeq and is a predicted model, not a curated record. Lineage: Eukaryota; Metazoa; Cnidaria; Anthozoa; Scleractinia; Pocilloporidae.